UAAUUUGAGAAUGUUGCGUUUAUCUAUACAUAGUCGUGGGAAGAGUAUCCGAAGAGAACGAAAACAAAGAUUUAAACUAAUUUAUAUUAAAAUAUAUUUAACAAACUCAAUUCAUAUCCAAAAAGAAACUAAAGAUAUUUAAUAAACGGAGAAAAAAAUGGGAGAAUUUGAAGAAUUGGAGAGUAGCAAGGUGCUUUUACAAAAAUGUGGAGAAAUAUUUUAUGAUACUCUGACGGUUCCAGAUGUAAAUGUGAGUUUUCAGUGCAUUUUUUGUCAGAAAACUUUUACGAAACUAGAUGCGUUCCUAGAGCAUUUUCAAAGCAACCAUUGCAAAGUGUCCACCCCUCUAGAAGAGUUUUCUUUGUUGAGUGAUUUUGAAGAUGUUGAAGAAGAGAAAGAAAUUUUGCUUACAGAAGAAGAGGAUGUCAAUUUAGCAGAUAAAGAUGAAGAUUCGAUUUCCCAAAUAGAAUUCAUCCUGGAAAAUGCUGAAGGAGAGAUGAUUAGUGAUCAUGACUCCAAUGUACUAUUACCAGAUAAUAAUGAGAAAACUGUUGCCCAUUCUAAGCCACAGGCUGAAAAUAGUAAACGUGGGGAGCACAAUUGCCCCCAUUGCUGUAAAGUAUUUAAAAGAAGUUGGGAUUUGAAGCAACAUUUGCACAUACACGAUGGACUGAAACCUUAUAAAUGUGAGCACUGCCCAGCUUCAUUUGCUUGGAAAUCGGGUCUUAGAGUUCACGAGAAGCGUCACAAAGGUGAAAAACCAUUUAUAUGGCGUAAACGUGGGGAACACAAUUGUCCUCAAUGUUCUAAAGUAUUCAAGAAAGCUUGGGAUUUAAAAGAACAUUUACAUAUACACGAUGGGCUGAAGCCGUAUAAAUGCGAACACUGCUCGGUUUCCUUCGCUUGCAAAUCAAAUCUUAGAGCUCAUGAGAAGCGCCAUGAUGGUGAGAGACCCUUCAUGUGCCAGUUUUGUACAAAUACUUUUCUCUCCGCCAAGCAAAGAAGAUUGCAUGAACGUAGUCAUACCGGCGAGCGACCUUUUGUUUGUGAAUUCUGUGGUAAAAGUUUUUCUUCCUCGUCGGGCUUACAGAGCCAUCGUAGUAGUCAGCAUUUAAAGGAACGCAAUUUUAUCUGUGGCAAAUGUGAUAAACGCUUUAACAGACGUAGUCAAUUAAGAUUACAUCAAGCAAACAUGCACACGGAAAAGCCGCGCACUCAUGUUUGCACGAUCUGUAAAGCGGCUUUUAAAGAUAUCUGUGUUUUAAAAUGUCACCUUACUAUUCACAAAGAAAAAACUUAUCAAUGUUUAGAGUGCGGCAAAAAGUUUGCCAAUAAUUCCGGUUUAUAUUCCCAUCGAAAAAGACAUGAAAAACAAAGAGUCAGAUUAUUAGCAGAUAUAUUGGAACAAGGGGGCUUAAGAAUUAAAAAGUUUGAAGAAUUGAAGGGUGGCGAGAUGGCUUUGCAAAAAUGCGGAGAAAUUUUCUACGAUAGUUUGAUGGUUUCAGAUGUAAAUGUGAGUUUUCAGUGCACCUUUUGUCAGAAAGCAUUUACAAAACUAGAUGCGUUCCUAGAACAUUUCGAAACCCAACAUUACAAAUCGUCCACAGCUGUAAAAUUAAGCGAUAUAGAAGAACAGGAAAAAGCAGAAAAAAUUACGUUUGCGGAGGAAGGAGAUGUUAGCCAAUACUUAUCAGAUAAAGACGAAGAUUCGAUUUCCCAAUUGGAAUCCAACUUGGAAAGUGUUGAAAGGGAAAUGAUUAGUGAUCAUGACUCCAAAGUAAUAUUGCCAGAUAAAAAUGAGAAAACUAGUGUACAUUCUAAACUGUCGUUUGAAAAUCGCCAACGUCAAGAGCACAUUUGUCCCCAUUGCUCUAAAGUGUUUAAAAGAACCUGGAAUUUAAAGCAGCAUUUGCCCAUACAUGAUGCCAUGAAGCCUUAUAAAUGCGAGCACUGCCCAGCAUCCUUUGUAUGGAAAUCAGGCCUUAAAGUUCACGAGAAGCGUCAUAAGGGUGAAAUACCAUUCAUAUGGCGUAAACGUGGCGAACACAAUUGUCCUCAAUGUUCUAAAGUAUUCAAGAAAGCUUGGGAUUUAAAAGAACAUUUACAUAUACACAAUGGACUGAAGCCGUAUAAAUGCAGACAUUGCUCGGCGUCGUUUGCCUGCAAAUCGAAUCUUAGAGCUCAUGAGAAGCGCCAUGAUGGCGAAAGACCAUUCGUGUGCCAGUUUUGUUCAAAUAGUUUUUCCUCCGCCAAGCAACAAAGAUGUCAUGAACGCAGUCAUACCGGCGAGCGACCUUUUAUUUGUGAGUUUUGUGGCAAAAGUUUUCCUUUCUCGUCGGGCUUACUAAGUCAUCGCAGUAGCCAGCAUUUAAAAGAGCGAAAUUUUAUAUGUGGGAAAUGCGACAAAAGUUUUAAUAGACCAAGUCAGUUAAGAUUACAUCAAGCAAACAUGCACACAGAGAAGCCGCGCACUCAUGUUUGCACUAUCUGUAAAGCAGCUUUCAAAGAUAUAUAUGUUUUAAAAGGUCAUCUUACUAUUCACAAGGAGAAAACAUAUCAGUGCUUAGAGUGUGGAAAAAAGUUUGCCAAUAAUUCAGGUUUAUAUUCGCAUCGAAAAAGACAUGAAAAACAAAGAGACAGAUUAUUAGCAGAUAUAUUGGAGCCAGGAAGCUUAAAAUGAAAUAGUUUGGACGAUUAAUAAAAUUAGAAGCUCCACUGAGUUUGAUUUAUUUAAAAAUAAAGUGUGGAUAGAAAACCGAGAAGGCACUUUGAAAUUCUACGCUUGUAAUGAGGAACGUUGCACUUUGUUACUAGCGAU
Messenger RNA from Glossina fuscipes, 2818 nucleotides. Its product is annotated as zinc finger protein 271-like. NCBI's taxonomy places the organism in Eukaryota, Metazoa, Arthropoda, Insecta, Diptera, Glossinidae. Gene Ontology annotation, biological process: regulation of transcription by RNA polymerase II. Gene Ontology annotation, molecular function: DNA-binding transcription activator activity, RNA polymerase II-specific; RNA polymerase II cis-regulatory region sequence-specific DNA binding. Bases 158 to 2680 code for a protein of 840 amino acids. The record is from RefSeq and is a predicted model, not a curated record. The transcript is spliced from 2 exons. Gene Ontology annotation, cellular component: nucleus.